AUGUUCAAUCCGUCGGGUCGAUCCAAGGAAGAGAGCGUUGAGAAAAGGCGGCAGCAGGUUCGCCGCGCCCAGCAUAUUUAUCGCCAGCGCAAGACGCGGUACGUUAAGGCAUUAGAAGAAGAUAUUGCCAAGUCAAGAUGGCGUGAGUGCCAGAUGUCAAAGGAGAAGCAGGAUCUCGAGCACCAGCUGCAGACCUUGUUGUCACUCCUUGCACGAAAUGGAAUUGAUCAACCAUUCACAUCGCCGGACGGAAGCCUGCUUCACAGUCAUCCGGAUUGGCCACAGGGUUCCACAAUCAUCUCCUCUCUAUCUCCCCUCAGUUUUUCGUCCGAUGACACUGUCUCCAUGUCGUCCAGAGUCUGCGACAUUGACCUAGCCACGCUCGGCAUGAGAUUCGUCCUCAAGGUCGAGGAGCCUUGCCUAACGCAUGUCCAUGGCGACCACACCAGACCAAACGAGCCCUCCGGCCACGCUCUAACAGUCACCUCCCAGCUCCUGAGUCUGUCGUCUUCCCCGCCCCCGAACCGGUCAUCUCUUUUGCCAGUGGAGGAUGCUCCGGCGAGUAUUCUCAAUCGCCUGCUCAUCCUAUCCCCGACCUUUUCCGGCCAGGAGGACGUUACGCCGAUUCAGGCUUGGGAUGAGCUGCGCCAGCAACCAGUUUUCGGGAGUCUCGAUCUAAUGUGCGUCAUGACGCUGGCUGAAAAGUUGCGCGACGCCGCGAAAUGUUAUGGGCAAGUCAAACAGUGCAUUAAACGCGAGCAUAACGAAAUAUCUAACUUCCUGUAG
Molecule: messenger RNA, 786 nt
Organism: Emericellopsis cladophorae
Lineage: Eukaryota; Fungi; Ascomycota; Sordariomycetes; Hypocreales; Bionectriaceae
Exons: 4
Coding region: 1-786 (261 amino acids)
Cellular component (GO): RNA polymerase II transcription regulator complex
Molecular function (GO): transcription cis-regulatory region binding; DNA-binding transcription activator activity, RNA polymerase II-specific
Source: RefSeq, a predicted model, not a curated record